GUAAAUCGUGCAUGGAUCUUAUACCCCUAUUCGUGAUACUUUUUCAAAAAUGAACAAUGAACGUUUGACACAAAGUGUCUGAAGUGGGUAUAGGCAACAGGCAUUGACUUUAACGUUCACACAGUGCAUCAGUAUUCAGUGCAAAAUACGAAGUAAAACGGAACUAAAUGUGUUAAUAAUAAAUUAAAAUAUAAUAAUUGUUAUAAUGUUUGUAAAACAAUUUUCCGGUGUCUCCGCAAUAAACAAUGUAAAAAAAUUUGUUAAUAAAUAUGAAGCUGAGAUCGAUUCAGAUUUAAAAUUUAUAAUCGGUUGGUAUACCGUAAACAUGGACCAUAAUGUACACGCGUUUAUUUUAUACCAAACAUCGCGUGAGGAUUCUGCUGCAUCAAUCCUCUUACUUUCGAAAUGUGAUUUCGACCCGCUAAAACAACAAAGAAAACCACACAUUCUAGAUUUUGUGUACACAAUCCGAUCUAGGCGAAAAAGAGGAUAUGCUGCUAAACUUAUUGCAAAAGCUCAAGCCAACUUUCAAUUUACGGUAUUCUGCAAGAAUGAUGAAACAUCCAAAAUGUUUGCAAAUUUGAAAUGUAUAAAAAAUGAUACUUUAUCUGAUUCGACUAAUUUAAGUGUAUUCCGCUGGGACAUUUGUGAAAACAAAUAAAUUAUAAAAUUUUUUUUUAA
Messenger RNA from Rhopalosiphum padi (bird cherry-oat aphid), 681 nucleotides. RefSeq lists its product as uncharacterized. The record is from RefSeq and is a predicted model, not a curated record. NCBI's taxonomy places the organism in Eukaryota, Metazoa, Arthropoda, Insecta, Hemiptera, Aphididae. The coding region runs from base 206 to 661 and encodes 151 amino acids. The transcript has a single exon.